AUGGAGACUCCGGCGAUGCCCAUGCCGAAAGAUGAGCGUGAGCAAGCUAUCCUCGACAAGCUCUCAGCCAUCCGCGACCAGCUCCUGCUUCUCAAGAGAGACCGAACGAAAUACAUCCGCACCCAAGAUGUGAUUGUACACUAUGACGAGGUUGUCGAGCAGGUCAAGGAGCUCAACGAGAUCAGGAAAGGGGAAAAGGUUACCGAGACCAGAGUCGAUAGAGUCCUCGAAAGCUGCCUACAGCUUCUCUCUCUCUUCUUCAUGACAAUCGGCCGCACACAAGAAGCCCCCGCGGCCUACGCAUUGACCUCAACCAUCAAGCGAUUACUCGACCAUCUGACCGAGGCCGACCUCUACUCAGCCAAGGACCUGAACAGCAUGGGCCAUACCCUCUCCCAGCUCGACAAGGUCAUGACGGCCACCGACCACUCCCACUCGCCUUACAUUAUCGAGCUCCUGGCCAACCGCCUAGAACUCUGCCACAGCUCUCUGGACAACCUGAAGAAGAGGGUGGAUGGCCUGCAGGAUCCGCUACAGAGCAUCCACGAGAGGCUGAUUUCCAUACUACGGUCCAUGUCGCUUGCGAACACCAAGGCGAAGUUUUCGGCAUCGGAGGUCCAGAGACUACAAGCGCAGGUCAAGGAGAUUGACGAGUCAAGGGUGGAUGGCCACUUUGUCGGACCAGACGGUAAGGUUCUUCGCGGAAGCGAGAGGGUGUCGCACUUGGUCGAUGUCUGCCUUAAGUGGUCGGAGAUUGUUCUCGAAAGGAGAGGAGUCAUCCCCGAGGCCUUCAAGUCCAGGCACGAGCAGCUCGUCAGCAUCCGCAACGAGCUUGAGAAGCUUUCCAUCACCCAGGCCUGGUCGCUGCGCGAGACGGACUUGUACGACUACCAGCGCGAGCUUGACAAGAUCGAUGAAAGCCGAGUGGACGGUAACUGGCUCGACGACGAAGGAAAGCCGGCCGAGCUGUACGUGCAGCGCACGCUGCUGUACCUCAUCAGGAGGAGCUACGGUUACAUUUAUUACCUGAUGAUCUCGUCGGAGCCGGUGUCGGAGGCCCUUUUGCCCAUUUACAACCAGCUGCAGACGUUGAAGCGGUGCCUGAUCGAGGUGAAGGACUCGGGCGGUGUCAGCUCGGUCAGGGAGCUGUACCCUUACAGCAUGAAGCUUAACUCCAUCGACAACAUGCGCGUCGAUGGCAAGUUCAUGGUCGGCGGCGAUAUACCCGAGGGUCAGGGGAGCGUUAGCGCUCUGCUGGCUGAGUGCUAUGAUCUUACGUAUGAGUUAAAGGUCAUGGCUGAGGAGAUGGAGGAGAGAGAGAAGGAUGGCUCGUCGUAG
Molecule: messenger RNA, 1338 nt
Organism: Sordaria macrospora k-hell
Lineage: Eukaryota; Fungi; Ascomycota; Sordariomycetes; Sordariales; Sordariaceae
Cellular component (GO): nucleus; cytoplasm
Source: RefSeq, a predicted model, not a curated record